Syngnathus typhle (broad-nosed pipefish) is the source of this 2320-nucleotide messenger RNA. RefSeq names its product E3 ubiquitin-protein ligase SH3RF2. The transcript has 5 exons. The coding region runs from base 416 to 1021 and encodes 201 amino acids. The record is from RefSeq and is a predicted model, not a curated record. Lineage: Eukaryota; Metazoa; Chordata; Actinopteri; Syngnathiformes; Syngnathidae. Gene Ontology annotation, molecular function: protein binding.
UCACUCGCCUAAGCUGCUUAACAGUGACUUUUCCUUACGUAAACCUUUUGGCCUAAGCUUAGUUCGGGGGACUACAAGUCACUAAUUUUUAAACAAGGACCCCGAUUUCACACCAAUUAGCAGAAAAACAAUAAUUCCCUUAAAAUAAUUUAUAUUUGUAUGACAGUUAAAUAAUGUUACUUAAAACCUGGCCUGCCCUGCAAACACCUUCCACUCUCUCCAUUCAGGGAGUAGUUUUAGUUUUACCAACAAAUAGUAAAGCACCUUUUAACUAAAUAGAUGUUACUUAAAAUAUCUUCCUGCACCGCUGCCAGCGGCUGCCUCCACCGCUCAGUGAGUGGUUGCGGUGGAUUAGUGGGGCGGCGUUUAUUUUUAUUUGUGCAGGGCAACACGCCACGCAGUGCCAGUUGGGAAGAUGCAGCGCAUUUAUAUGCAUAGCCACCACGAGCACCUGGAGGUGUUUACCACGGUGCUUGCGCCGCAAGGCCGACAUCCAUACGGAGGCAAUGACGUCAAGAUGGUGGUGGUGCACAGCUACAGCCCUCACUGGCCUGACGAGCUGGAGCUGGCCGCUGGUGACGUCAUCGUGGUUUUGUCCCAGGACUGCUCUGGUCGCUGGUUUGGGCGCCUGCAGGACGGCCAGCAGGGAUAUUUCCCUGGAUCUUGUGUCCUGGAGCUCGGAAAGGAAAACUUGGCACCCAAUACUCCAAUGAGGAGGAGGAGAAGCUCAUCCCAGCGAGCCGCCUCAUUCUCGGAAGGCGACAGCCGACGCCUACGGUGCAACAGUGCCAGUGGUCCUGUUCUGCAAGCACUCAGAAGUGCGAGCCGCUCAGGAGGGGAAGCGGACACCGGCGAGGCCCCCACCCUUCUGCGGAGGCCCCCGCCCCUAUCGGCCCCACGCAGCCCCCACGGCACCCCUCAGAUGCAGCGCUCCCCCGGCCUGCUGCACAGAAUGCUGUCGAAGUAUCGCAGGAAGAGCGAAUGUCAGGGAGCCACCAACGGGGCCUUUGAGGGGGACUAAACAAAGACCACCUCACAUUUAUUGGCAGUUUCCCAUUGAUAUGUUUAUAUGCUGUUUUUCCUCAAUAACCAAAAAGCUAAUCCUCAGUAUGUCUUUUUUUGCAUGCAGCCAUGUUAAGAUAAGAAAUUAAAGGGGGCAGAAACGAAAGUACUCAGUACCAUAAAUCUGUUGGUAGGAAUUAGGGGUGUAACGAUUCAUCGAUACACAUCGAUUACCGUUUUUUUCCGUGUAUAGUGCGCCCCCAUGUAUAGUACGCACCCCUAAAAAUGGCAUGCUGAUGCUGGAAAAAAGCUUGUACCCAUGUAUAAUACGCACCCAAUUUUUAUGAAUUUUUAAAAAAAAAAAAUUUAAUUUUUUUUUUUUUUUUUCUUUUUUUUUUUUUUAAGUCCCAAUGAUCGUCACACACGCAGGGAGGCAAUGGGUCCCAUUUUUAUAGUCUUUGGUAUGGUCUUAACUAGGCUGGAUGUAAUUUUUUUUGUUGCCGUUGAUUUCUCUGACUGCCCGUAAACGCACCACCGCGCUCCGUGCGCAUGGAGCGUGUUUGAAGUGAACAGCAGAGAAGAAAGGAACAAGGCAAAGUGUUGUGAAAUAAAAUAUUACCUGUAAUACGGAUUUAGGUAUACUGAACUCUCGCUCUUUAUAUAGCUGACGUGUCUUGCUCAUCCGUUCUGCGCAUCUGUAAUGGCGGCCUCCGUAUGAUAUCCGGUUUGCGUGUGUGCGAGAGCGAGAGAGAGCGAGAGAGAGAGCGCGCGAGAGAACGCUCAACCGUAGCGCGCCGCCGACCGAGCCGUCAGACAGAGCCGUCGCUGAAAUUUAGAAGAUAUUUUUAAAGUCCUGAUGUACUUUCUAAAAUUUAAGUGGACCUCAGUGCGCACUGCGCAGGGAGCUUAAUUUGGUGCAGUCGCGCAACCGCAGCGCGCCGGGCGCUCACUGUCGCAUUGCUUAAAGAGCGCCUUUGUGUUUUAGGAUGAACAGCAGAGACCAAAGGAACAAGGCAAAGUGUUGUGAAAUAAAAUAUUACCUGUAAUACGCAUUUUGUUAUUUGCUGAUUGAAACUGCUAAUUAAACUGUGAAUUGAAACUAAUAGGAAGAAAACAACUCUCGCUCUUUAUAUAGCUGACGUGUCUUGCGCAUCCGUUCUGUGCAUUUUAUUUCACAACACGUUGCCUUUCUUCUCUGCUGUUCACUUCAAACACGCUCCAUGCGACCGCAAUGCUCUCGUAUCAGACGCUUGCUCGAUCACCUGCUCGUUUGCUGUCCCGUGCGCGCACGAAGCGCGGUGGUGCGUUUACGGGCAGU